UCACGGCUAGCACUCGUAGCAAAGCACAGAUUGAACGUUUGCGUCGUCCGAGUUGGGAGCGCGCGCGCGCGCGCGUGAUCAAUCAUGAAGACGAUGAUGCGCAAGGACGAGAUAAGGAUCAAUUGAGGAGAGCCGAAGCAAAAGUGGCUUCUGUGCAGGUGUGCGCGCGUGUUGGUGCGUGCUCCUCGGUGAGGUCUGCGCGCGAUGUUCAUAUUCGCGCCCGCGUCGGCGAGGGACGCCAGCAGCUCGGGCGGCGCGAGCAUGCAGCCGUCGGCGACGACGUCGUCGGCGUCGACGACGACGGCAACGCCGCGUCGCAGCAAUCGGUACGCGCGCUCUUCGACGACGAGCGUGACCCAGCUGCUCAGCGACUCGUGCUCGAGCCUGCUGCAGAGACUGACGAGCCGCGUUAGGGGCCCGUCGACGACCGUCGAGCGUCCGGCGCUCUUGACCUCCGCGUCCGCCGCGAGCGUCUCGAUUCCGAGCACGCCCCGACCGCAGCCGCGCCACCAGCAGCAUCGCCAGCACAAGGACGACUCGACGCUGCUGGGCAGCGCGAGGACGCGCCUGGAGGAGAAGUACUCGAGCGUGCUGGAUCGGAAGCCCAGCUUUCUGGGCGGCAGUCGAGUCAAUCUGCAGCAGCGUCAUCGGCGCGAGCCCAGUCCGUUCGUGCGCGAGGACAGGACGCUGGAGCCGUCCGCGAGAAGGAGCGUGCUGAAGAGCCCAAGCGGCGGCGGCGGCGGCGGCAUCAACAGCAGCAGCAGCAGCGCGAUCCUGCUGAGCGAGAAGGCUUACCCGUACGUGAGCCCGGUCAGGCGCGAGAAGACGCCCUGCGGCCACGAGAGGCGUGCUGGUCGGCCGAGAAGGAACGCCGAGGGCCGCGCCACAGGCAAAUGCAACAGUCACAGCAGCAGCGAGCUGAAUCUCGCCGACACCUACUCGCCAUUGCUCGGCCGAAGUCAUCAGGCGUCGUCGUCGGAUUCGUUCCAUCGCUAUGGUCGUCACAAAUCCGGUCACGCCGAGAGCCGCAGCCGCAAAAUCCGUCCACAACUACGACAAGGCAAAAGCGAGCAACCCGACAUGUCGACGCACGUAACCUUAUCGGACGAUCCCGAUAAGACGCCGAUAGCCGAGGAAGUCGAACGUCGCGCUGCAAAAAUCCUUCCGGAAUUGUUGGACAACGAUCCGAAGAUCGUCGAGAGGGAAGCAAAGCGCAAAGAGAUACAAAGCCUCAUUGCUAAGUACGCGGCACUCGACGAGGUCAACGACGGCCAAAGCGCGACCGAUGCCAUCGCCAGCAAGUAUCAGCGUAGAAAGAAUAAUAACAAUAACGUCGAGAGGAGUAGUUGUAAUUUGAUGGUGAAUGAUAACGAGGACGAACUGGUGGACGACGACGAUUUCCUGCUGGUUGAUAAUGCCAGGAGAUUCUCUAGGAAGGCGCCCAUCAGCCCACGAGCGCCUUCCGUCGAGGAUGACGAAGAUGGCCACCUCAUUUACCAAUCUGGCGACACCCUGGCCAAUAGAUAUGUUAUCUUGGCCACCCUUGGCGAGGGUACUUUUGGGAAGGUUGUCAAGGUUAAGGACGUGCACAUGGAUCACGUCAUGGCCUUGAAGAUAAUCAAGAAUGUCGAAAAGUACAGAGAAGCCGCCAGGCUUGAAAUCAAUGUAUUAGAGAAGAUAUCCGUGAAGGAUCCAGAAGGCAAUAACUUGUGCGUCAAGAUGCUUGACUGGUUCAACUACCACGGCCACAUGUGUAUUGCUUUCGAGAUGCUUGGACUCAGCGUCUUUGAUUUUUUAAGGGACAAUAACUUCCAACCCUACCCACUGGAUCAUGUGAGACAUAUGGGUUACCAACUAUGUUACUCCGUAAAAUUCUUGCACGACAACAAGCUCACGCACACAGACCUGAAACCUGAAAACAUUUUGUUCGUCGAUUCUGACUAUGACGUUGUCUACAACAGCAAAAAGCGCCGAGAUGUGAGGAGAGUGAAAAGGACGGACAUUAGACUUAUUGACUUUGGCAGUGCAACGUUCGACCACGAGCAUCACAGCACUAUUGUCAGCACAAGACAUUAUCGAGCGCCAGAAGUCAUUCUAGAAUUAGGAUGGGCACAGCCUUGUGAUGUGUGGUCGAUCGGUUGCAUCCUCUUUGAGCUCUACCUCGGAAUCACCUUAUUCCAAACACAUGACAAUCGCGAACAUCUUGCAAUGAUGGAACGUAUACUUGGUUCAAUUCCACACAGGAUGGCACGUAAAACCAAGACUAAAUACUUUGAUCAUGGCAAACUUGCAUGGGACGAAAAGAGCUCUGCUGGUAGAUAUGUUCGUGACAAUUGCAAACCUUUGCAUAGAUACCUGCUGUCUGAUGACGACGAUCACCAGCAGCUUUUCGAUCUCAUAAAGAAGAUGCUGAAAUACGAGCCAUUGACCCGCAUUACCUUGAAAGAAGCGCUUUCUCAUCCAUUUUUUGACUCUUUACCUGCGCACCAUCGACUAUUUGAGCCACGUUCAUCGAGCGACUCGUCUCAACAGUCGCACGAACGUUCACACUCACUUUCUCGAUGAAGCUAGGAGCGGGACCGCAUCGCAGCGAGCUACCGCCGCAAUUUCGGUUCCUCUACUGACCUCUUUGUGCGAUGACAAGCACGCGCCAAUCAGUGUCCUUUAUUUUUCGCCUUCAUUUUUUUUAACAUAGAAUUUUCAUUUCGAUUGAACGAAAAUUUGAGAAAAAACAAAUGCAUCUUAUUAUCGUUCAUUUUGAAAUUAGCCGUUAAGACACUACGAUUUGAGGUAUCAUAGCCUCAGAAAUCUUAAUGUACAUCAUGAGAGUUUCAUUUAAUUCUAUUUAUCUGGAAAAAUUCUUCGUAAGAUGAUUAUCGUGAAUUUUAAUUUUGACUGCUGAAGGAUUGCUGCUCAUGUAAUUGUGGAUAGAUGCCUAAGGAUCAUUAUUAUACCCAUUGAUGAAUCAAUGUGUGACAUGUCCAAUCGAGGACAGCUUGCGCGCGAGUCCCGCGAUAAUGUAGACGUUUCUUUUGUAUGCGAAUUUUCUGUAUAUUUUUAAUUUUCUUCCUUUCUUAAGAUCAUGCUGCUAUAAUGCAAUAACAACACAAAAGUGAGGAAAAGAACGAUUACUGUUUGAUAAGAUGCAAAAAAUAGAUUUUGAUGUAAACUUUUCACUUGCGUUCUUGUGAUUGUUGUGUUAAUUGAGGCAUAGAAUCGAUGACUAGGAUAGGUCUGUUUAUGUUUCAGCUAAGCUAAGUUAGCAGAUAAUUUUUAGAUUAAAAUAAAGUAAUAAGUAAUCUUUGGAUCAAAUGAUUACCGACGAAGUAAAUGAGUGCGAUUUUUACGGAAAACCUUUUCCUACUUUCCUCUCGUUAAAAUUUCGUUGGAAGGUGAAUCCGAUGAUUAAUGCGUAACACAAAUGUCGGAAGUGUAAAUAAGUAAAGUGUGUUGAAAUUAUCAUUUAUUAAUUUUUUUUCCGUAUACCUUCAUUCUUGAAACUUGAGAGUAAGCGAAUGUCGUUCGCUGUUUCUAGAAAAAAAUUUUUCUUACGUUUAAUUUUUCUUUACAACGGAAAUAAAACGAAGAGGCUUUUAUUUUAUGAAUUUGAUAGUAGCCAGAUGAUAUAAAUAUCAGAUUUCACUUUGAUAACAAUGGUAUAUAAUAAUAUAUACUAUUCUGUUAUUUAAGUUUUAUGAAUGGAUAUUUUUGAAAUGUAUACAUUAUAUAUUUCAAAAAAAAAAAAUAAUAAUACUACUUGUGAAAUAAAAGAG
Phymastichus coffea is the source of this 3773-nucleotide messenger RNA. RefSeq names its product serine/threonine-protein kinase PRP4 homolog (gene Doa). The record is from RefSeq and is a predicted model, not a curated record. Bases 205 to 2565 code for a protein of 786 amino acids. Gene Ontology annotation, cellular component: nucleus. Gene Ontology annotation, biological process: protein phosphorylation. Lineage: Eukaryota; Metazoa; Arthropoda; Insecta; Hymenoptera; Eulophidae. Gene Ontology annotation, molecular function: ATP binding; protein kinase activity. The transcript has 10 exons.